This is a messenger RNA of Tripterygium wilfordii, 3681 nucleotides long. RefSeq lists its product as uncharacterized. The record is from RefSeq and is a predicted model, not a curated record. Lineage: Eukaryota; Viridiplantae; Streptophyta; Magnoliopsida; Celastrales; Celastraceae. The transcript has 4 exons. Bases 108 to 3494 code for a protein of 1128 amino acids.
CCAAAGUUGGCCCGACCCGUAAGUUCUCAAAUCUUCCCAAUUUGGUCGUCCCACAACUGACAACACUAGCUUCGUCAACGUUUCCACCACUCUCCCUUCCGGCGAAGAUGUUGCCGCCGGAGAUUCAGUCUCGCUUCUCCCGACCGUAUAUGGCGGCUUCACUGAGUAGUCCUUCUUUCUCCUCACCGUCCUUCGAAGGCAGUGGUAAUGGCCUCGGUUACUCCCCCGACCGCAACCCUAACCCUAACAAUCGGUUUUCCGACGACGGUUCGUCAAACGUUAGUUCUCGAUCUCGAUUUUCUCCUUCUGCAUUUAUUCACAAUUAUCGGAUCGCCGUUGCUCUGGUCCCGUGCGCCGCGUUUCUGCUGGACCUGGGUGGCGCUCCCGUGGUCACCGCCUUGAUUUUGGGCCUCAUGGUAGCCUACAUACUUGAUUCCCUCGACUUCAAGUCUGCUGCCUUCUUCGGCGUGUGGCUUUCACUUGUGGCGGCUCAAAUCGCCUUCUUCUUCAGCUCCUCCAUUUUCCUCACAUUCAACUCUAUCCUUCUUAGCCUUUCCGCCGCGUUCCUUUGUGCCCAUUGCAAUUUCCUAAUUUGCAUCUGGGCUUCCCUGCAGUUCAAGUGGAUCCAGCUUGAGAACCCUUCAAUAGUCCUUGCUCUCGAGCGCCUCUUGUUUGCUUGUAUUCCUUUUUGUGCCUCUACACUCUUCACCUGGGCAACCAUCUCUGCCGUCGGUAUGAACAAUGCUUCUUACUAUCUCAUGGUUUUUAAUUGCCUUUUCUAUUGGCUCUUCUCUAUUCCUCGUCUAUCUUCGUUUAAGGCAAAAAGUGAAGCAAAAUACCAUGGUGGAGAGAUUCCUGAUGAUAACUUAAUCCUUGGUCAGCUUGAGAGUUGGUUCCAUACUUUGAAUUUGCUGUUUUCCCCCCUUUUGUUUCACAUUGCUUCUCACUAUUCAGUGAUAUUAUCGUCUGCUGCUUCCGUUUGUGAUUUGUUCCUUCUUUUCUUUAUUCCUUUCUUAUUCCUACUAUAUGCUUCAACAAGGGGUGCCUUUUGGUGGUUGACUAAGAAUGCACGACAGCUGCAUAGUAUUCGUGUGGUAAACGGUGCUGUUGCUGUGGUGGUUGUUGUGAUUUGUUUGGAGAUUAGAGUUAUUUUUCAUUCCUUUGGGAAGUACAUCCAGGUGCCACCGCCACUGAACUAUCUUCUCGUGACCUUAACGAUGCUUGGAGGGGCUGCCGGAAGUGGUGCUUAUGCUCUUGGGAUGGUUUCUGAUGCCUUCAGUUCAGUGGCCUUCACUGCAUUGGCUGUUGUUGUCAGUGCUGCUGGUGCUAUUGUUGUGGGAUUUCCUGUACUGUUCACUCCGCUCCCAUCAGCUACUGGAUUUUAUUUGGCUCAUUUUUUCACAAAGAAGAGCCUGCCCUCAUACUUCACAUUUGUUGUUCUCGGCAGUUUGAUGGUCAUGUGGUUUGUGUUGCAUAACUUCUGGGAUCUAAAUAUUUGGUUAGCAGGGAUGUCUCUUAAAUCCUUUUGUAAGCUCAUAGUUGCUAGUGUUCUCCUAGCCCUGGCUGUUCCUGGUUUAGCUCUUCUUCCAUCGAAACUUCAUUUUUUGACUGAGAUUGGUUUGAUAAGCCACGCAUUGCUCCUAUGCCAUAUUGAGGAUCAGGUUUUAAGCCAUUCAGUUCUAUACUAUUAUGGGUGGGAUGAUGAUGUGAUGUACCCAAGCUACGUGGUUAUCCUGACAACUUUUAUGGGUUUGGCUCUGAUCAGAAUGCUAUAUGCAGAUCGCUGUAUUGGGCAAAAGGCAGUUUGGAUUUUGACUUGCCUUUAUUCUUCAAAGCUGGCCAUGCUUUUUAUCUCAUCAAAGUCUGUUGUAUGGGUGUCUGCUGUUCUUUUACUGGCCAUUUCUCCUCCGUUGCUUCUUUACAAGGAUAAGUCGAGAACUGCAUCAAAGAUGAAACCCUGGCAAGGUUAUGCACAUGCUAGUGUGGUUGCUCUAGCAGUGUGGUUUUGUCGUGAAACAAUUUUUGAAGCUUUACAAUGGUGGAACGGGAGAGCUCCGUCUGAUGGUUUUCUUUUGGGUUUCUGCAUAUUCUUGAUUGGAUUGGCUUGUGUACCCAUCAUUUAUCUGCAUUUCUCGCAUGUUUUGUCUGCAAAGAGAAGCUUGGUGCUGGUGAUGGCCACUGGUCUGCUGUUUAUCAUGAUGCAGCCGCCAAUUCCAUUAUCGUGGACUUACAGAUCUGGCUUAAUUAAAGCUGCUCGUCAAUCUGCUGAUGACAUCUCAAUUUAUGGUUUCAUGGCAUCAAAACCUACAUGGCCAUCUUGGCUGCUUGUGAUGGCGGUUCUGCUCACUCUAGCAGCUGUAACAUCCAUCAUACCCAUCAAGUAUAUUGUGGAGUUAAGGGCAUUCUACUCCAUAGCCAUGGGGAUUGCUCUGGGCAUUUACAUAUCAGCUGAGUAUUUUCUUCAAGCUGCUGUCCUGCAUGCCCUCAUUGUUGUGACCAUGGUUUGUGCCUAUGUAUUUGUGGUAUUCACCCAUUUCCCAUCUGCCUCAAGUACAAAGCUCCUUCCGUGGGUGUUUGCGCUGCUUGUCGCUCUUUUCCCUGUGACUUAUUUGUUGGAGGGUCAGGUAAGAAUUAAAAGCAUUCUUGAAGGUAGUGGACUUGGAGAUAUGGGAGAGGAAGACAGAAAGCUCACCACUCUGUUGGCUGUUGAGGGGGCAAGGACAUCUCUUCUCGGUCUAUAUGCAGCAAUUUUUAUGCUUAUAGCGCUGGAGAUUAAGUUCGAGCUUGCCUCCCUUAUGCGGGAAAAGGCUAUUGAAAGGGGUGGAGUUAGACAUAGUCAAUCUGGUCAAAGUAGUUCCACUAGUUUUGCACCUCAAAUGAGAUUCAUGCAGCAACGCCGGGCAUCUUCAGUGGCAACUUUCACAAUCAAGAGGAUGGCUGCUGAGGGAGCUUGGAUGCCUGCGGUUGGGAAUGUUGCUACUCUAAUGUGCUUUGCUAUAUGCCUAAUCUUGAAUGUAAACCUUACUGGGGGCUCAAACCAAGCAAUAUUCUUCCUUGCGCCUAUUCUACUGCUACUUAACCAAGACUCUGAUUUCAUUGCUGGAUUCGGAGACAAGCAGAGGUAUUUCCCAGUUACAUUAGCGAUAUCGGCUUACUUAGUCUUGACUGCCUUGUACACUAUAUGGGAAGAAGUCUGGCACGGGAAUGCAGGCUGGGGCAUCGAAAUUGGCGGUGCGGACUGGUUAUUUGCGGUCAAGAAUUUGGCUCUUCUCUUUCUGACAUUACCAAGCCAGAUCUUUUUCACUCAGUUUGUUUGGAGUUUCACAAAGCAGACUAAUUCAACGCCACUUUUGACACUGCCGCUCAAUCUGCCGUCCAUCAUAAUAACAGAUGUGAUUAAGGUUAAGACAUUGGGGUUGUUAGGAGUUAUUUAUUCUAUAGCCCAGUAUAUAAUCUCUAGACAGCAAUAUAUCUCUGGAUUAAAAUAUAUUUAGGCAUACAGGACUGUGUACAAUAUGUUGUUUGGGAAUUUUCAAGUGAGAUGUGGAAGUUAGUGUUCCCCUCUGCCUUUUGUUAGCACAACAAGUGUCAAAAGAUGAUUUUUAUUGGUUAUAGGAUUUUGAGGAUCAAUUACGAUGCCUUUAAUUUUUUGAAAAUUCAGGUAUGAUUCAUGAUUGAAAA